AGCGCUCGGCUGUGACUGUUGCCCGGCAACAGACAGGCCUAGCUCUCUGGCGCGGGAUAGUAUGCUAGUCCAUGGGGUCGCGGUGUCUUCCGCCGCUCCUGCUGGUGCUCCUAAACUGCUGCACCUCUUCGAGCACCCAGGUCGUUGCCACCCCGGCUGCGGCCACCCCGGUGGUGACGAAUGAGGAUCUCAACUUCACCGAGGCCACCCCGGUGGUGACGAAUGAGGAUCUCAACUUCACCGAGGCCACCCCGGUGGUGACGAAUGAGGAUCUCAACUUCACCGAGGCCACCCCGGUGGUGACGAAUGAGGAUCUCAACUUCACCGAGGCCACCCCCGCCACUCUCAGACCCUCCUGGUCUCCUAGGACCCCGGGAACUCCCAGGCCACCGGAGCUCUCUGGCCCCAGGCCCACCCCGGUCACGGACGUUGCUGCUCUGUGUGUCUGCGACCUGCUUCCUGCACAGUGUGAUAUCAACUGCUGUUGUGACCCUGACUGCAGCCCUGGGGAUUUCAGCGUCUUCUCUGCCUGCUCCAUCCCAGUUGUCACGGGUGAUCGGCAGUUUUGUAGUCAGAAGGCAGCCUUCUACUCAAUGAAUUUGACAGCAGACCCACCUCACCGCGACUUUAAACUCAUUGACCAGAUCAACCCUUCCAUCUUCUGUAUUCAUAUUUCAAACUACAAGCCGGCGCUGUCUUUUGCCAAUCCGGAAGUGCCAGAUGAAAACAAUUUUGAUAGACUGAUGGGAGCAUCAGGUGGCUUUACACUGAGUGCCGAGUCAGGAGUUCCUUCCACAGCCACCUCAGAUGACCCACAGCCCACUAAAUAUGAGUAUGGAGCCCUUCUGCAGACCGCAGGUGAAUCUUCAGGGUCAUUUCUGAAACUGCCUUCACCUCUCACUUCAUCUCUGUGUGCAGAUGAGAACCCUGCAGCAUUCCUGGUGAACCAGGCCUUCGAAUGCAGCCGAAGGGUGGCCAUAGAAGAGUGUGAAAGAAUGGAAGCUCUCAGCAUGGCUCACUACAGCAGCCCUGCCAUUCUGAGGGUGCCUAAUUCAACGACACAGGUCUCCAUCAAGAUCCAGUCUAUAAUGUAUCGGUCUCUGAAUCACACACUGACCCAGUUAGAAGGCCGUGGUAUCCUGCGGCCAUCUCUGGUCAGCACUGGGCAAGACAGACUCUGCAGCAACGUUGUUCUCCAGGUAAAGUACAGUCUGCUAUACACAGCCAGCGGCCAGAUCCAGGAAGCCGGCCUCUCCCUCGUGCUGGGGACGCUCAUCAGCACCGUGAGUCUCCUGCAGCAGAAGUUUGAGAUUCACUUUAUUCAGCAUGGCACCAAGCCUGUUCCUCUCAGUGGCAACCCUGGUUACAGAGUGGGACUCCCGCUGGCCGCUGGCUUUCAGCCUCAGAAGGGGUCUGGGAUUAUUCAGACAACGAACAGACAAGGCCAGCUUACUAUUCUUCGUAGCACAGGCAAGCAGGACUGCCUGGCCAGCCACGGGCAGCGGGCUCCUGUGCUGUUUGGCUACAAUGUGCAGUCUGGCUGUCAGCUCAGGUUGACAGGCACCAUCCCAUGCGGGCUUCUGGCACAGAAGAUGCAGGAUCUGCUGAGAGGCCAGGCCUUCCCUGACUACGUGGCUGCGUUUGGGAACUCACGAGCCCAGGAUGUGCAGGACUGGGUGCCUGUGCACUUUGUCACCCACUCCUCCAACACGAAGGGCUCUUGCCAGCUUCCUGUGGCUUUGGGUAUAGAAGUAAAAUGGACUAAGUAUGGGUCCCUGCUGAACCCCCAGGCCAGGAUAGUAAAUGUCACUGCCCAGCUCAUCUCAAUUCCAGAGCCCCUCCCAGGGCCUGAGAGGACCAUGGUCAUUUCCACUGCAGUGACAUUUGUGGAUGUGUCAGCCCCUGCAGAGGCAGGCUUCCGAGCCCCACCCACCAUCAAUGCCAGGCUGCCCUUCAGCUUCUUCUUCCCAUUUGUAUGAUGAGGUGGCCCCCACACGGGUGAGUACCCAUCAUGAGGGCUUCCCUUUGGCAGCAGUGGGCACCUGGGCCCCAAGCUCAGGAGGACAGGAACCUCGCUGCCACUUCCCUUAAAGCAGCCCUCUGCCCUGUCCACUGCCUUCUCCCUCUCAGAAGCUUUGCUCUGCUGGGCAUUGGGUCAGAUGGUCCAGCACACACAGGUCAAAGGCGGAGUCACCUCUGGGAGACAGGAGGGAGCAAGCCUGAUGCAGCAGUGCGUGGGACGCCUCCUCGGUGCAUCAUUCCUGGUCUAGUGGGAGCUGACUUUAGAACGCCCGUCAGCAUCUGAAGUACAGACCUGCAAGAGGCUGUGUAAAACCAUGUGCCCCAAGGGAGUUGUACCCCAAGAGCAUGCUAAUUGCAGGGCAGUCUUGGGGCCCUGCCGUGAGCUGGCUGGAUAACUGGUGGGCUGGUGUGGGCUGCCACUGAGGAGAAUGUGGUAGGCGAGCCCUGGGGAAGGAGAGCCUAUUAUACAUUAAUUGUACAGUAACUGAAAGAUGCUGGUGGGUGCAGAGCCAGUUCGAAGCUGACGGUACAGCCGGAUGCUGCAGUGGGGCUGGGUACCAUGAUGGCUCCCCAGGGACUGCAGCAGGAGAAGCUGUGGACCGUCUAGUAAAGAAAGGGUUUGCAGGAUGGGCUGGCACAGGGCACAGGCUCCAGCCCCAUCCCAGAUGUGUGUCAAGUUGGUUUGCAAGUCCAGCUUUCUCCAUUUCCAAGCAACAGAGUCCAGCUUGAGAAAAGGUUGUUAUGAUUCCUUUGCUGCAGGCGUAGGGCAUGGACACGGAGGAGACAGCUGUGGCCAUGAAGAUUUGUCCCCAGCAUCCAGGAGUGCAAGCCAAGGCAGAGAUGGGUGGGGACUGGACCUCAAACCACACAGUUGCUCUCUGGACACAGCCCAGCUCUGGAUGGAGCUUCUGGAAGGCUUAGUUCACGUUCACGUCCUCAAGAAGUCCGUUCUGUCUCAACAGCUUGCUCAGUCGCUCAAUUUCUUGUUCCUAUUGUAAAAGCAAACGCACACAGGGUGAUGACCUUCUGAGCUACAUUUCCCCCAGGCCCAGGGCUGCAGAUAGCUAGAAGCUACAGUCUGUGGCAUUCUGGCUGCUGAAGGAAACCCCUUUCAGGAAGGGCCCUGGGCAGUGAUAGCAGGAGCAAGAUGCCCAGAGGAGGGACUGGACCUGGCUCUUGAAGCCCAUACUGAAGCUGAAAAGACCAAGAAGAGGGAGCUACAUGUCAGCAUGGGCUGGAGGGGACCGCAGUGGAACCACUUGUCUCACCUUCUCGGAGCAGCUGAAUUCCAGAUGCUGGAUCUUGGUGGCCAGUUGGAGGUUUAUCUGCUUUAACCGUAAGAUCUGCCGUUCAGAGCGUGUCUUCACUGAGAUGAUGAUACCUAGAAGGGAGAGGAGGGUUUUGGUGAUGCAACAACUUCAUUGUAAACGUGUGAGAGAGGGGUAGGGGGAUGGGGUGCAUGUGCACCACAGAGUCUGUGGACGUCAAAGGACAAGACCUGGGAAGUCUGUCUUUCCUGUCACCAUGUGUGUCCUAUGGCUAAACUCAGGUCACCAAGCCUAGUGGCAAGAGUCAGCCCCACAACUUGUGCUGACUCACACAUAGAGUUGGGCAUGUAGACAACUGUCACUGGGCAGCCUCGGUGAGAAAGACAAGGCGGUUAUUUCUGAGCUCAGAGUAAGCAGCUAGGCAGUAUUUCCCUAUGGCCUGCAUGGGUGCUGAGUCUCUACAAGCUAGCUGUGUUCCCGUUCCCCAAGGACAUUUGUCCCUAGCAGUAAGAGAAAGCUGCUUGUCUUCCCUGGUCAGAGUCCAUCCAGAGUGUGGAGAUAAAAGGCAGGAGUUAAGGCAGGGACUCCCUGCCGUAGGCCAGCCCUGACUGGCUGACACCUGGCCUGCUGGCUUGGGGAAGCCUUGCACGGCUCCAGAGACCCAGCUCCUGCCCCACUAGCAGUGCUGCCCCUCAUGCAGACCCAGAGAGGCCCAGGCGUGCACCCGAGUUACCUGACCCAGCUGCAGUGGGAGGCUUCCACCCAUCUCAGCCAAGGCACCCCUGUCAGGGAGCCUACUCUGUGGCUGCACUAUGUGAUAAAUGUAAUAAAUCUUUAUGUCUGCCUUUUGAUAAAUUCAUUAAAACCUUUUUUUUUAA
Molecule: messenger RNA, 4168 nt
Organism: Rattus norvegicus (Norway rat)
Lineage: Eukaryota; Metazoa; Chordata; Mammalia; Rodentia; Muridae
Gene: Tctn1
Product: tectonic family member 1
Exons: 14
Coding region: 72-1979 (635 amino acids)
Source: RefSeq, marked validated